AUGAUUAUACCCCAAGAGACAAACGGCGCUCCCGCAAAGCAAGACUACCGCUUCAAGCGUGGCUCCAAGCUCACCGACUUUCCACCCGUCCACCCCGAGGUUGCUGUACCCCCUCUCUCAUCAUUUGAUGGGCCCUUCCAGCUCGCAGAGUAUCUCAGCCUCAAGGUGCGGGCGGACCCCCACGACAUCCGUGGACUCGUCGACGUUCCCUCUGACAACGCCAAGGCUGCCGACAAGCAUGUGUGGAUCUACGAGCACCUUCGGCGGAUACCGAUCGACGCGACGCCGCUCAUCACGCAGCUUGUUCAGAUGUGCUCGCGCGAGACGUGUCCCGAGAUGAAGGCCGCCGAGUGGCAGUAUCUCUGUGUCGCGCACGGCGGCGAAGGCACUGACAAGUGCUGCGCUAUUGAUUAUAUCCUCCAUGCGGUCGACUCGACGACGGCGCUGCUAAACUCUUCAAACUACUUUCCCUCGAGGCUGCAAAUCCCGCACGCGUCGCUCGCGCACUUUCCAUCCCUCUUCCGCCGGUUGUCGCGCAUCUUUAGCCACGCCUACUUCCAUCACCGAGAGGCGUUCGCGACCGCCGAGGCCGAGACAAGCCUGUAUGCGCGCUUCGUCGCCCUCUGCGAGAAAUACGAGCUCGUGUCGUCCAACCUCCUCAUCAUUCCUCAGAGCGGUUACGAGGUCACGGUCAUGGGGGAUGGGUGGGGUGACGACGACGAGGACAAGGCCGAGGACGAGGGCGAGGAGGAGGAGGACGGUCACGAGGAGAGACACGAGGACUAUGAGGGCGGCGAGGACAAGGACGCCACGCCGUCUGACGACGACAAGUCGCCAAGUGCCGAGGACAUGGUCGACGACGACAGGCCGGACGAAGCGUCGUCGCCGCCAGCCGACUCUGGCCUCAAACACAACCUCGGGAGAUACACGAGCCCGGGCAAGUGGACGACGUCGCCCGUCCAGCCCGCGACGAAGGGCAAGCCGGCCCCAGCGCACACAUCCGAGUCGCUCAGCCCACCAAGCACGCGCGCGUCACUAGAUGACUACGACGAGGAGAAGCCGCUGCCCAAGGCGAACACGACCAAGCGCGGCACGCUGAGCCGUGGCAAGGCGCCGCGCGCGGCGAAUGUCUGGACAGCGGAGAAGGAGGCCGAGGGUGAGGAGGUCGUCCCGGAAGUGCCGCAGCUUCCGACCUCGCCAGGUAUCGGGAUGGCGCGUAAGGAGAGCGUCGACAGUGUAGUCUACGUCGGCAAGGAGGAGGAUGAUGAUGAGGUGCUCGCCGCCGACGAGCCUGUCCUUCCAGAGGCGCAGAUCUUUGCGUCACCAGCGGCGGCCGCGCCAUCUGUCCUUGAGCCGACCCAUGACGCUGAGACAGAGGACGAGCCGCGGCCCUCUUCGUCUACCUCACCCGAGAUGAUCUCCCUCGCGAUCCCUCCCCAGGCCCCGGCAAAGAGCACACUCGCCACCUCACCCCGUUCUGAAUUGCAGGCACGGCCGGGCGAUGGCGGACGCGACCAGCUUGGUGUCUCGCCCCGUGGGACGACGGGACGGCGGGGAGGACGCAAGAACCGCGUUCCACGCUCACCCGGGAAGAAGGGGCAGCAGCGCGAGGAACACUAA
This is a messenger RNA of Cutaneotrichosporon cavernicola, 1620 nucleotides long. RefSeq lists its product as uncharacterized. Gene Ontology annotation, cellular component: cytoplasm. The record is from RefSeq and is a predicted model, not a curated record. Bases 1 to 1620 code for a protein of 539 amino acids. Lineage: Eukaryota; Fungi; Basidiomycota; Tremellomycetes; Trichosporonales; Trichosporonaceae. The transcript has 5 exons.